CGGCUUUUAUGCCAUGGAGAGGAACGCAAACCAGGAACCCAAAGACGAGGAGUCCGAACACAAGGAAUCCGAAGACGUCGAUUAUCUCAAGCUUGAACCUCAACAACGUGAAGAAAUUAUAUCUAACACGCUCACCUUUCUGCAAAAUGUCUGCGCACAAAGUUCGGCACUCCCAGUGUCGAUGCAGGAGGAUGUCUGGCGCAUGUACUACGGGACUAUGUGCCAGAUGGUACACCUUCAGAUGGGAAACUGGACGUCGCAAGCUUCUGGAUCACAAAGGUCUCCCUCUGUGGGUCCGACCAAUCAGCCAACAGAUCCUGCCAAUUCUGAAGCUACUGCUCGUCGGUCAUCAGCCGAGGACCUCUCUCACAAUCCAGAAACAGGCAAUAGAAAGUCCACGUAUGAACUCCCUCCACCGAUCGACGGAUUCAUAUAUUCUGCCGAAUCCCACACCUUUGAGUCAUUGGCCAAGGAUCUUAUUUCUCUGGCAACGGCGGCGGCUGACCCCACAAAUGCGCAGCGAGCCGAUACAGUCAUAAUCAUUCUUCGAGGGAUCGCCUUCCUGAGUGAAGCACCAAGGGUUUUCGCUCCGCGUGACAAGUUGGUGGAGUGCUUACUACGCCUGAAAGCUACAGUGCAUGACAUUGUUCGUCAGCUGGGUGACAGCCUCGCUGCUGCCGCGUCUUCCCCUGAGUCGGUAACUGGUUCGUACUCGGAGGAUCGUGAUGUGCUUCAAGCAGCACAUAAGACAUUGGACGCUUUGACCAAGCUUUUCGGAGAGAACUCGACACCGGCUUCUGGAGGCGAAGCUGCAGGAUCAGUGGGCCCGGGGGCCCGUGAUAGGACUGCGACCGGGAGUGUCAAUGUUUCUGACCCAUCGUCUCCAUCUGCUUCGUUGUCUUCAUCUGCUUCGCCAAGACCGCUGCGUUCCGAGGAUGACACGGCUGCUUCAGCAGCCAAUUCUCCGCGAAACGAGACAACCACUGCCAGUGACCAGCCUGUCGUUUCCGAUUUUUCAUCAGCUUCAUCUCCAUCGCCUUCCAGCGAACCGAGACCAGCCAUGCUCCAUCACGACACAAGCCGUACGGCUGUGGAAACUCCACAGAACGGCUCAGUCACCCCGACGGUCCCUCCCGCGCCCGCGUUUUCGCCGAACGCUUCAGAUAAUGUCUGACGCGGAACACUUUACUCCGCGGAAGUACUCAGCCAGUUCGUUAGAUGUUGAGGUCCGGCUAUGACGUGAUAUAGAUGCUUUCUUGACCAGGGUUCUCCCUAUGCUACGCUCGUUCCGACUGCGAUGUGAGAUAUAUGCCUCUUCUGACCGAAUUCCCUCUAUACUACGCUCGAUUUCUUGUACUUUCCGGUCAUUGAUGUGGCUCAGACUACUUUGAUGAUCCGAAGCGUAUCUCAUAUUGCCUGGAAAACGAAGGUCUUGUGAUGGUUGCUGCAGUCUCU
Messenger RNA from Laetiporus sulphureus 93-53, 1455 nucleotides. RefSeq lists its product as uncharacterized. NCBI's taxonomy places the organism in Eukaryota, Fungi, Basidiomycota, Agaricomycetes, Polyporales, Laetiporaceae. Bases 14 to 1174 code for a protein of 386 amino acids. The record is from RefSeq and is a predicted model, not a curated record. The transcript has 2 exons.